Molecule: messenger RNA, 3307 nt
Organism: Hyla sarda
Lineage: Eukaryota; Metazoa; Chordata; Amphibia; Anura; Hylidae
Product: oocyte zinc finger protein XlCOF6-like
Exons: 8
Coding region: 102-3173 (1023 amino acids)
Biological process (GO): negative regulation of transcription by RNA polymerase II
Molecular function (GO): DNA-binding transcription repressor activity, RNA polymerase II-specific; RNA polymerase II cis-regulatory region sequence-specific DNA binding
Source: RefSeq, a predicted model, not a curated record
GUCUGCAGGUGGAGGUAUAUACGGUUGUGGUGACAUCAGGAGCGCUGGGGGAGGGGACAUUACUAUUAACCCCUUCAGGUUUCUCCAAUCCAGGAUCAACCAUGGAGAGAGACAGGAACAAGAUGGCCGACAGGAUCAUAAACCUCACCCUACAGAUACUCUUCCGGCUUACUGGAGAGGAUUACACAGUAGUGAAGAAGUCCUCUAGUGGGCGCUGUCGGGCCCCUGUGUGUGAAGGAUGGGGAAGAACCCUGAGCCCAAUCCCGGGGCCCCCACCUCACUCCCUGAUACAUGAGGAAAUGGAUGAACAGAAGAUCCGAGAACUCAUCAACAAGAUGAUGGAGCUGCUGACUGGAGAGGUUCCUAUAAGGUGUCAGGACGUGGCGGUCUAUUUCUCCAUGGAGGAGUGGGAGUAUGUAGAAGGACACAAGGAUCAGUACAAGGAUCAGGUCAUGAUGGAGGAUCAGCAGCCCCUCACAUCACCAGUCAGAUCCAGUAAGAGAACAGCACCAGAGAGGUGUCCCCGUCCUCUUCUUCCACAGGAUGAUCAGGGUGAAGAUCCGAACAAUAUUAAUGCUCCAGAGACAGAUGUGAGCAGUGAUGAGCAGUAUAAGGAGGACAUUCCUACAGGAAAAGAUCUGAUUUAUAAAAAUACUACAGACAUAAAGGAAGAAGAAGAGACAGAUGUGAGCCGUGAUGAGCAGUAUAAGGAGGACAUUCCAACAGGAAAAGAUCUGAACAAUAUUAAAGCUACAGACAUAAGGGAAGAAGAAGAGACAGAUGUGAGCGGUGAUGAACAGUAUAAGGAGGACAUUCCUACAGGUAACCACCCAGAUUCUUGUAGCAGGAGAUCAGAGGAGAAUCUUAUAUCUUCAGAUUAUAAAGCAGAUGAUGAUAUCACACAAGAUACAUAUGAAGAACAUUCCAUUAUCCCAGAUACACCCUCAGCCCUUCACAGCCAAGAUCUGUCAUCUCAUCCUUAUAUACAGGUCCUGUCUUCUCACUCAUCACAGGAUGUUCAGCAAAAAGAAAGUCAUAGAAGGGAUGUUGGACAUCAACGAGCUCAUACAGGAAAGAAACCAUAUUCAUGCUCAGAAUGUGGGAAAUGUUUAAUUAAGAAGUCAAGUCUUGUUGAACAUCAGAAAAUUCACACAGGAGAGAAACCAUUUUUAUGUCCAAAAUGUGGUAAAUGUUUUAUUCAGAAAUCAGCUCUUGUUCAACAUCAAAGAACUCACACAGGGGAGAAGCCAUUUUCAUGUUCAGAAUGUGGGAAAUGUUUUACUGCCAAAUCAAAUCUUCUUAAACAUCAGAGAAUUCACACAGGAGAGAAGCCAUUUUCAUGUUCAGAAUGUGGAAAAUGUUUUACUGAAAAAUCACAUCUUGUUAAACAUCAAAGAACACACACAGGGGAGAAGCCAUUUUCAUGCUUAGAAUGUGGGAAAUGUUUUACUUUUAAAUCACAUCUUCUUGUACAUCAAAGAAAUCACACAGGAGAGAAGCCAUUUUCAUGUUCAGAAUGUGGUAAAUAUUAUACUGAAAAAUCAAAUCUUGUUAAACAUCAAAGAACACACACAGGGGAGAAGGCAUUUUCAUGUUCAGAAUGUGGGAAAUGUUUUACUGAAAACUCAUGUCUUGUUCAACAUCAAAGAACUCACACAGGGGAGAAGCCAUUUUCAUGUUCACAAUGUGGGAAAUGUUUUACUAAGAAAUCAAAUAUUGUUAAACAUCAAAGAACUCACACAGGGGAGAAGCCAUUUUCAUGCUCAGAAUGUGGGAAAUGUUUUACUUUCAAAGGAGAUGUUACUCGACAUAAAAAAACUCACACAGGAGAGAAGCCAUUUUCAUGUUCAGAAUGUGGAAAAUCUUUUACUGUAAAAUCACAUCUUGUUAAACAUCAAAGAACUCACACAGGGGAGAGGCCAUUUUCAUGCUUAGAAUGUGGGAAAUGUUUUACUUUUAAAUCAAAUCUUCUUGUACAUCAAAGACAUCACACAGGAGAGAAGCCAUUUUCAUGUUCAGAAUGUGGUAAAUAUUAUACUGAAAAAUCAAAUCUUGUUAAACAUCAAAGAACACACACAGGGGAGAAGCCAUUUUCAUGUUCAGAAUGUGGGAAAUGUUUUACUGAAAAAUCAGGUCUUGUUCAACAUCAAAGAACUCACACAGGGGAGAAGCCAUUUUCAUGUUCACAAUGUGGGAACUGCUUUACUAAGAAAUCAAAUAUUGUUAAACAUCAAAGAACUCACACAGGGGAGAAGCCAUUUUCAUGCUCAGAAUGUGGGAAAUGUUUUACUUUCAAAGGAGAUGUUACUCGACAUAAAAAAACUCACACAGGAGAGAAGCUAUUUUCAUGCUCAGAAUGUGGGAAAUGUUUUACUGAGAAAUCAAAUCUUGUUAGACAUCAAAGAACUCACACAGGGGAGAAGCCAUUUUCAUGUGCAGAAUGUGAGAAAUGUUUUACUCAGCAAUCAAAUCUUGUUAAACAUCAAAGAACUCACACAGGGGAGAAGCCAUUUUCAUGUGCAGAAUGUGGGAAAUGUUUUACUCAGCAAUCAAAUCUUGUUAAACAUCAAAGAACUCACACAGGGGAGAAGCCAUAUUCAUGCUCAGAAUGUGGGAAAUGUUAUAUUUCUAAAUCAGAGUUUGUUGUACAUCAAAGAACUCACACAGGAGAGAAGCCAUUUUUAUGCUCAGAAUGUGGGAAAUGUUUUACUUCUAAAUCAGUUCUUGUUAAACAUAAAAAAACUCACACAGAAGAGAAGCCGUUUUCAUGUUCAGAAUGUGGGAAAUGUUUUACUUUUAAAUCACAUCUUGUUAGACAUCAAAUAACUCACACAGGAGAGAAGCCAUUUUCAUGUGCAGAAUGUGGGAAAUGUUUUACUCUCAAACCAAAUCUUUAUAAACAUCAAAUAACUCACACAGGAGAGAAGCCAUUUUCAUGUUCAGAAUGUGGUAAAUGUUAUACUGAGAAAGCAAAUCUUGUUUACCAUCAAAGAACUCACACAGGGGAGAAGCCAUUCUCAUGUGCAGAGUGUGGAAAAUGUUUUGCUAAGAAAUCAAUUCUUGGUGAACAUAAACGAACUCACACAGGGGAGAAGCCAUUUCCAUGUGCAGAAUGUGGGAAAUGUUUUACUCAGAAAUCAAGUCUUGUUAAACAUAAAAUAACUCACACAUGAGAGAAGUCAAUUCAGAGCAGUAAAUGAUGCAGAUAACACAUCUAUAUAUUAUCCAUGUACAUAGGAUAUCUGACAUUUAUACAUAUAUCAUAUACUGCAUCUCCAAACUUGUUACCAAUUGUUAAUAAAAGUUU